AAGAGUGAAGCUGUUACCUCUUCCAGCAGACAAAAACCCUAGUUUGUGUGCGUUAGCGGAGGUAAGGUAAGGUAAAGAUGCCGGCUGGUCAUGGUUUGAGGUCACGCACUAGAGACUCGUUCUCUCGUCCAUUCAGGAAGAAGGGUACCAUCGCCCUCACCACCUACCUCAGGACCUACCACAUCGGCGACUACGUCGACAUCAAGGUCAAUGGUGCUGUCCACAAGGGUAUGCCUCACAAGUUCUACCAUGGCCGCACCGGUCGUGUCUGGAACGUCACCAAGCGCGCCAUUGGUGUUGAGGUCAAUAAGCAGGUGGGGAAUAGAAUAAUCAGGAAGAGAAUUCAUGUGCGUGUAGAGCACGUUAUGCCUUCAAGGUGCACUGAGGAGUUCCGCCUCAGGAAGAUCAACAAUGACAAACUUAAGGCUGAGGCAAAGGCUAAUGGACAAAAGAUCAGUACCAAGAGACAGCCCGAGGGACCUAAACCUGGAUUCAUGGUUGAAGGUGCCACAUUAGAGACUGUGACUCCCAUUCCAUAUGAUGUUGUCAAUGAUCUUAAAGGAGGGUAUUAGGUUGUUGUUUCUUGUUUUUUUGGAAUUUACUUAGUUUUGUUUGGAUAUUGAGUCCUCUUUCCUUUUUGCAUUGGAAAGCCAUAUAUUUUUAUGAACAAUCAAACUCGAGUUUUGUCUUGUUUAUUUAACUCUAAAUGCAAGGUUAUGUGUUGUUAUUCCCUUUAA
Arachis stenosperma is the source of this 737-nucleotide messenger RNA. RefSeq names its product 60S ribosomal protein L21-1. Gene Ontology annotation, cellular component: ribosome; cytosolic large ribosomal subunit. The record is from RefSeq and is a predicted model, not a curated record. Gene Ontology annotation, molecular function: structural constituent of ribosome. The transcript has 2 exons. NCBI's taxonomy places the organism in Eukaryota, Viridiplantae, Streptophyta, Magnoliopsida, Fabales, Fabaceae. The coding region runs from base 78 to 572 and encodes 164 amino acids. Gene Ontology annotation, biological process: translation.